AUGCCAUUGAACGGCAAAAAACGACGACGUGAUUCUACACCCAUUGUUGAAGAGACUUCGUCGUCCGAGAAUAGCUCAAAACCUUCUUCAUACAACAACGCUGCACCCACGGUCCUCGCACAUGCAGCCAAGGGUCCCAGUGACCUUGAGAAGCAUUGGUUAGCACUUCAUGGAGACACAGAAGCAGUGAAGCGAAAAGAAAUAGCUGCAAAGCCUGUAGCUGCAGGGACUCACCUGUCCCAAGCACCACCACUUCGCACCCCUUCACCAGUCAUGCCAACCACGCCAACCAAAUGUACUCCAGUGCUGAGAUAUGGAUCAACAAGUACCCAUACAUCUGAUGGAGUGCUCUCGUACCUCAGUGGUGGAGGAUUCGGCCAGGGAUGUCCUGUGGACAGAAAGGGACGUUAUAAGUAUAAUAAGCGAUAUAAAUACAACGAACCUUUCACAUUUGCAAGCCCCACUAAAAUCGCUGGAGACAACUCUGAAUCAGAUGGGAACUUGGAGGGGGUUCAAAGGGAAGAAAACAAAGAGGUAAGGCAUUGA
Serpula lacrymans var. lacrymans S7.9 is the source of this 546-nucleotide messenger RNA. RefSeq lists its product as uncharacterized. The coding region runs from base 1 to 546 and encodes 181 amino acids. The transcript has a single exon. NCBI's taxonomy places the organism in Eukaryota, Fungi, Basidiomycota, Agaricomycetes, Boletales, Serpulaceae. The record is from RefSeq and is a predicted model, not a curated record.